Messenger RNA from Myxocyprinus asiaticus (Chinese sucker), 462 nucleotides. It is a transcript of the gene kncn, whose product is annotated as kinocilin. The transcript is spliced from 5 exons. NCBI's taxonomy places the organism in Eukaryota, Metazoa, Chordata, Actinopteri, Cypriniformes, Catostomidae. Bases 1 to 462 code for a protein of 153 amino acids. The record is from RefSeq and is a predicted model, not a curated record.
AUGAACACGGUCAGUAUUGGGGAGUACCAUGGGCUGCGGGUGGGCUCUGCCCUGCUCAGCAUUGUAGCGGGCUGCAUCAUCAUCGGUGUGUCAAAGGACUGUGAUGCAGAUGCUGUGGGGGGCAUCUUCCUGGGGGCAGGAGGGCUUGGUCUCCUCAUUUCAGUCUACCCGUUCAUUAGAGCAUGGUUCAACUUCCAUCACAUACUGCCCAAUAUAGGUAACUUCAGAGUGCACCCGAUGGCUUCAAAUCCAGCCCUCGAACAGCCUGCAGCCACACUAACAGGAGAAGGGACUCAAAGCCAGUUGAAUCUUGAGCGUUCCAAGAGUCGGAUGGGGACAUUUGUGGAGACGGCAGUUUCUACAGCAGCUGAGGGCUUACAGGAUGAUGGGCCUUCUGCUGACGUUCCAGAUAUCUUGGGGAGGCGAAAGUUCAAGUCACCUUCUUCUGAGCAAGAAUCUUAA